CCCAAACACCCGCCCAUGUCCCCGGGCCUGUUCUCUUGCACUUCAUUUCUUCAGCGCCAUCACCACUAAAACCGCUAAACCGCAGCAUCGCAUCACCAUCAAUUGACCUCAAAUCCAGCAUAGCACGGUCACAAUUCAACCCCAACCUGACCCACCCGACACAACAGAAUCCUUUCAGCACCAAAACCUCACAACAGCAUCAAUGGCGCGUCCCCCAAAGAACAAGCAGGUUGCCGCUGUGGCCCCCGCGCAAGAGGUUGCGAUUGCAGCCGCAAGCACCUCUGCCACCAUGGCUCCGCAACGCCCGAUUGACGUCGAGGGCUUCAUUCGCGUGCGGGACUCUGUCUACUCGAGGCUCAAGAGCAUCCACAACCUCAUUGGGACCUUUACUCAGGACUACCUUCGCCAGACCAACCUGCUGAUUGGCCUUGGCGAGGGUAUGGAGGACGCCGGCGACCUGAGCGCCCUGAACGGUAUGGGCAUGGAUCUGGCUAACGUCGGCCUGCCCAUCAUGCCAAAUGUCCUGGCCGCCCCUGCACCUAGGCCAGGUGAGGAGGUCAAGAAGGAGCGUAAAAAGAGGCAGCACGACCCUAUGGCUCCCAAGCGCCCUUUGACUCCCUACUUCCUUUACAUGCAGACCGCCCGCCCUAUCAUCGCCGACGACCUCGGGGCUGAUGCGGCCAAGGGUGCCGUCCAAGAGGAGGGCCAGAGACGGUGGUCUACCAUGUCGGCACGUGAGAAGGCUGGAUGGGACCAGGCUUACCAGUUCAACUUGAGGCUCUACAAUGCCCGCGUGCACUCAUACAAGAACGGCAACCAAGGCGCCAAGGAGAUGAGCGACGACGACGCGCUUGCGUACGCCGACAUGAACAACAUCCCCAUGCCCACCGGCAAGGAUGCCGCCGCGGCCGACAUCAGCAAUGACCAGGAGGCCAUCGCCCAGCAGCUCCAGGGCCAGGUCGCCGAGCCGGCCAUCCAAGAGCCCGAAGAGGAGGAGCAGCAGCAGCAGCCAGAGGAGGAGGAGGAGCAGCCCUCGAGCCCUCCCGCCGCCAAGACCCCCAAGAGCACCAAGAAGGGUGCAGUGGGCAAGCGCAAGAGCGCUGCCGCCUCGGAGGUCGCCACACCGGCACCCGAGCCCAAGAAGCGCAAGCGCCAAAGCAAGGCCGCCGAGGAGACACCUGCCCCCGAGCCUGCCAAGAAGUCGAGCCGGGCAAAGAAGAACAAGAGCGCCUAGGAUCCCGCUCGCGGUCUGACCAUCGAUCCUGCUCUUUUGUGAUUUAUAUCGGAAAUGAAUACCUCGAGGAGCGCUGGCUUUUUCUGAUUUUUCUUGUUUGGGUGCACGCGGAUUCCGGCCUGUCCACUGGGGGCUGUGUAUAAGGGCUUGCUGGUUUGUUUAUUUCUCGGGGGUCUUUUUUCUACUAUUAUUCUUCCCUCUUCAACCUGGGGUUCAUGUCUUAUUUUUUUUUGCGGGAUCUCUGCUCUGGGAGACUAAAGAAGCAAGCAGAGUAUGACACAUAAGAAAGGGGUCCCGGGGGUUUCUGGGGG
Messenger RNA from Pyricularia grisea, 1545 nucleotides. RefSeq lists its product as uncharacterized. NCBI's taxonomy places the organism in Eukaryota, Fungi, Ascomycota, Sordariomycetes, Magnaporthales, Pyriculariaceae. The coding region runs from base 203 to 1234 and encodes 343 amino acids. The transcript is spliced from 3 exons. The record is from RefSeq and is a predicted model, not a curated record.